Messenger RNA from Lontra canadensis (Northern American river otter), 488 nucleotides. Its product is annotated as mitochondrial pyruvate carrier 2-like. The transcript has a single exon. Gene Ontology annotation, biological process: pyruvate import into mitochondria. The coding region runs from base 1 to 360 and encodes 119 amino acids. NCBI's taxonomy places the organism in Eukaryota, Metazoa, Chordata, Mammalia, Carnivora, Mustelidae. Gene Ontology annotation, cellular component: mitochondrial inner membrane. The record is from RefSeq and is a predicted model, not a curated record.
AUGUCAGCCACUGGCACCGGGGGCCUUCAGGCCACCUACCACCCAAUCCUUGAGAAAGUGAAGCUCUUGCUGGCAGAGAAAUUGAGGCUGUUGUACUACAUGGAGGGUCCCAAAGUCUUGUUCUGGGCUCCAGCAUGCACUGGACUGGCUGACAUGGCCAGACCUGCACAGAAACUCAGUGCAGCUCAGUCUAUCACGCUGAUGGCUACAGGAUUUAUGUGGCCAGGAUACUCACUGGUAAUUGCUCCAAAAACCUGGAGUCUGUUUGCUGUUAAUUUCUUUGUGGGGGCAGCAGGAGCUUUUCAUUUCUUUUAUAAUUGGAGAUAUAACCAAGAACUAAAAGCUAAAGCCAACAAGUAAGAGUUCCUGACCACCCAAACAAUCUAGAUGUGGACAUAACCACUGGGAGGAACUUGAUUUAUUACUUGGCUAUCAAAAAGGUGAUAGUCACUGUGCUACUGUUUGGAAGGCAUUAAAAAAAAAAAAAA